This is a messenger RNA of Lasiosphaeria miniovina, 1331 nucleotides long. RefSeq names its product WD40-repeat-containing domain protein. The transcript has a single exon. The record is from RefSeq and is a predicted model, not a curated record. Lineage: Eukaryota; Fungi; Ascomycota; Sordariomycetes; Sordariales; Lasiosphaeriaceae. The coding region runs from base 286 to 1206 and encodes 306 amino acids. Gene Ontology annotation, molecular function: protein binding.
CUCAAAGGUCAUAUAGACUGGGUAUACGGUGUUGCGUUUUCGCCAGACGGCAAACGGAUAGCCUCGGUCUCGGCGGACAGAACUGUCAAGCUCUGGGAUGUCGAGUCAAGACAGGAGAUCCAGACGUUGACUGGCCACAGCGACUGGAUCUACGCCGCGGCCUUCUCCCCCGACGGGUCCCUUCUGGCUUCAGGCGGGGCAGACAAGUCAAUUCGGAUCUGGGACAUAUCCUCUACACAACCCGAGAUCUAUCCAGAGCACCAAGGCCCUGUCCAUUCAGUAGCCAUGUGUCCCAAGGGAAAGCCCCUAGCGUCGGCCGCACAUGACGAGCUGACAAUACGAAUCUGGGAUUCCGCAUCAUGCCUAUCGGCAAGAGAGCUCAAGGGUCAUUGCGACUGGAUCCACAGCAUGCCAUUCUCGCCCAACGGGCUGCUCUUGGCGUCCUGCUCGAAUGACGAGACUAUCAGGAUCUGGGACACGCUAUCAGGGGGACUAGUCCGGCUGCUUUGCGGGCACGAAAAAGGCAUCCGCGCCGUCACAUUUUCCGCCGACGGAACACAUCUCGCAUCUGCCUCGGACGACAAGACGGUCAGAAUCUGGAACUUGACCCUAGAACUAGACAACGGCCCCGACGGUCAAAAGACGGUCAUGACGGCCUGUGGCUACUCGGAACUAGCUCGGGCCGUGGCGUUCUCUCCAGAUGGCGCAAUGCUGGCUACAAGCUCUGACGAUCUGACCAUCAUCUUGUGGAGACUGGAUCUGUGCAGCGACCCGCAAGUAAUCAGAGUGCUCCGGGGUCACCGAAUAUCUGUUCGAGCCGUUUCAUUCUCUCCGCCGUCGGGCCACUUGCUGGCGUCGGCGUCCCCAGACGGCGACGUGAAGAUAUGGGACACCACUACGGGGGCCAUCUUGCAGAGCCUGCGUAUCCGUGCAUACAUCAACUCUAUAACAUUCUCACCACAGGGUCCGUAUCUGCGGACUAACAGGGGCUUGCUGCCUAUUGGGCACUAUAACCCGGAUUCUGGCGAGCCCCAAUCUGCCGACGUCUUUCUCGACGGGGACUGGAUUACGAGGAGGGGGGAGAGGCUCUUGUGGCUUCCCCUGCGGUUUCGGUCGACGUCUUCCUCAUAUUGGAGAAACGUGUUUUUCCUAGGUCAUUCCUCUGGGUUUGUGACGUCCAUGGAGUUCGACUUGACCUGCCCCUAGCCGUCGGUCGGUUCGGGUUAGUCUUCUACUUAAUUCGCACAUUUCGAGAGAGAUACGAAUAGUUAUGAGUUGCGAUUGGCGUGGGUGGACAGCUAAAUCAGUGAGUGCAUUGUCAGAGAACCGGA